Molecule: messenger RNA, 1169 nt
Organism: Oxyura jamaicensis (ruddy duck)
Lineage: Eukaryota; Metazoa; Chordata; Aves; Anseriformes; Anatidae
Gene: CZH18orf32
Product: chromosome Z C18orf32 homolog
Exons: 3
Coding region: 134-436 (100 amino acids)
Biological process (GO): positive regulation of canonical NF-kappaB signal transduction
Source: RefSeq, a predicted model, not a curated record
ACGUGACCCGCGCGGCGCUUCCUAUUGGGCGGGGUGGGCGGGGCGCGCCCGCCGGAAGUGCGGGGGCCGCUUCCGGUGCGGCGGCAGUAGGGAGGGCGGCGCGGCGCGCUUUGUCCCGGAAGAAGAGGAAGCCAUGGUGUGCAUUCCCUGUAUCGUCAUUCCGGUUCUUCUCUGGGUCUACAAGAAAUUCCUGGAGCCCUACAUCUAUCCCGUCAUCGCACCUUUCAUUAAGCGCGUGUGGCCCAAGAAAGCCGUGCAGGAAACGACAGCCACAAAGCAAGGGCAAGGGGGCGGUGCUAGAAAUCCCCGGGCACCUUCAGCCAGCGAAAGAGAUAAGGGGGAUGAGUCUGGAAUUUACCAAUUUGAAAGCAACGGGGUUGCCAAUGGGAUUGCUGCAAGGAGAUCCACGGAACUUUCCGACAAGAAAACAGAUUAAAGGAAUUCAUUCAUAAGGAUUUCAUUCCCUGGUAUCCAACACGAACUGGUGAUUGAUAUUUCUCUCACUUUGAGACACAUCUUUGCACAUUUCAGCUGAAUAAAACCCCUUAUCACGUGCAGGAGAAGGUCUCUUUUGCCACUAACGUGGCAGCUAGCGGAUUUCUUAUUUAAAAUGUUGGAAGACUGCGUGAAAUUAUUCUUGAUUUCCCUCCCUUGGAACCACUUUGCAUCUAUAACCUAUUGGGCAUGAGUAGAGAUUAGGUUAACAAGUUUAUGGAUCAAGCUAGCUUUGGAAGAUAAACGUGUUGCUUCUUAGUUUCACUGCCUGCGAGUGCAAUACUUCAUUCUUCCACUUCAAAACUGAGCUAUUUGUUGACCUUGCUAGAGAACAAUUGCAUCGUGGCAGCAUAAACAUUACGGUCAAGUCCUGAAGAAUAUAGGCUGCUGUGUGAAAUCCGUAGCUGAGCUACGGGAGUUAGGCUAUUUGCAAAACUGACUUAGCAAAAAGUCUUGAUUUGAUACUUUAAAUCUUUUUUUUUUUUCCUUUAAACGUUGUGCCUUUCUUUCCGGAAAGGGAUCAGCAGGUGCAUGAUGCAAGGGAAUUGUUGCGUUAUAUUCUGUUGCGGUGGUUUCAAACGAUGCAGGUCUGUGUUUAAAAAAAAGGGACUAAAAUCUCUUAACAUGCUUGUGUAAAUUGAAUUAUAAUAAAGCAGGAUUUUAUUUAAAAAUUA